This is a messenger RNA of Glycine soja, 1768 nucleotides long. RefSeq lists its product as uncharacterized. NCBI's taxonomy places the organism in Eukaryota, Viridiplantae, Streptophyta, Magnoliopsida, Fabales, Fabaceae. The record is from RefSeq and is a predicted model, not a curated record. The coding region runs from base 227 to 1480 and encodes 417 amino acids. The transcript is spliced from 6 exons.
UGUUCGUUACAGUUAAAAGCAACAUUUAUUUAUUUUUCCUUCUCUCUCCGUAUGAUAUGUGUCAUUAAGAAGCAAUUGUUAAUAUUAAUAUAAUAUAUGGUUCCCCAACCAUAGGAAAAAAAAAAAUACAAGGAGAAGAAAAAAAAAAACAGAAAGAGUUGGUUGGUUAGCAGUUGAAUCUCCUGGUUUCUGGUUUUGUGAUCUCUUCUGAGGUUGUUGUUGUGGCAUGGCGUACAGGAGAAGGCAAGGUAUAUCCAAGUCUUCCACCUUCAAGGAAGAAUUUCAUGAUCCAUCAUUGGAAGAUGACAAUGCUUCUCCUUCAAUCUUCUCAUCUUCUUCAACACCACCACCAUCAUCUCUCGCUGCUCAAGCCAUCAAAGCUGCUGCUUCUCGUCGUGAACCUUCUCUUUCCUUUGCUUUUGCCCCCGCCGAGUUUGACCAUCAAAGAUCCAAGAGCUUUGGGGCUUAUGGAAAUGGCAACUCCAAGUCUGGUGGUUUCUGGGGUGUGAUUGCGCAGAAAGCCAAAUCAAUUCUGGAUGAUGAUAAGCCAACCCCACAACAUGACACCAUGCCUCAAACCCAAACGCUCAAGUCACACUCAUUUAAUACCUUUUCAGAUCCUUCUGCAGUUCAGAACUCCCCUUCACAAUUCAAGCCUGGAUAUGAAUCCCUUGACUCGAGUAGAAAAAUGGACAAUCCUAAAUUUCGGAAGGGCUUGGAUAAAAUCACUUCGUCCCUCAAUCAACUAGGUGACACUUUUGAGAAAGCUUUUGAGGAAGGCCGAACAAUUGUGGGGAGUAAGACAGCAGAUCUGAGAACUCAAAUAAGGCGAAAAGGAAGUAACUUUGGGGACACAAACCAAACUUCAGAUUUGAGAAAUCCGUUUCAAGAAGCAGACCAGACACAGACUCAAUCUAGCCAUGAAACAAAACUCAAGGCAUCACGCGACGUGGCAAUGGCAACAGCUGCCAAAGCAAAAUUACUUCUUCGCGAGCUAAAAUCCGUUAAAGCAGAUUUGGCUUUUGCUAAAGCAAGGUGUGCUCAACUUGAGGAAGAGAACAAAGUACUCCGGGACCGAGAGGGCAGCGAUAAGGGACAGAACCGUGAAGAUGAUGAUCUGAUAAGGCAUCAAUUGGAGACACUUCUAGCUGAGAAGGCUCGUCUGGCAAGCGAGAAUGAGACAUAUUCUCGGGAAAACCGUUUCUUGAGGGAAAUUGUGGAGUACCAUCAGCUGACUAUGCAGGAUGUGGUGUAUAUAGAUGAGGGCAUGGAAGAAGUCAAUGAAGUUUACCCUGUGGAUGACAGUAGGAUCACACGGUUACUAUCUGUCUCUCCACACUCAUCUGAUGAGGAUGUUCUGGUCUCACCAAGUCCACCUAUGCUGUCAAAAGAAAUAUUUACUGUGCCGGAAGAAGAUAGUAAGAGCAUAUCAAAAGAUGGGGCUCCUUCUACUGUCUCAGUUUCUCCACAUACAAAAUGAUCUCUUUUCUUUCUUUUUUCUUUUCUUUUCUUUUCAUGGUUUAGCCUUAGAUUAGGUUCUCUUGUUUUGAGGAAAAUGUGUAUGCAUGCUUUUGGAACGUUUAUUUAUUUAUUCUACCUUGUUGCAAUGUGAGGAAGAGAGUGAGGUAUAUGAAGAGAAAGCCAUAUAUGUUUUGUUUUGUGUGUGACUUUCCUUUCAUGGUAAGGUUGGUUUGCCAAAAGCAAAAAAAAAUGUAUUGAUUGAUCAUAAUUUUUUUUGGAUUUUGACCUAUUAUGAAUAUGAUUGAUA